AUCUGUUGCAGGCCAUUAAAAGAAUAAAAUUAAAAAAUGUAUCGAAUUUGGUGGAUGCACUCAACGUUGUUAAAAUUGAUCGAGGUUCAAAAAAGGAAAUGGAGGGUGGUGCGGGCCGUUUGACAGUCACAUGAGUAAACGUUUUUGGUAGAUUUAGGCGGAAAUGGCGAAUUCAGGAGGAGGAGGAGGAGAUACCGCGUGGGUGGGAAAGAAGCCACUGAAGCGGCUGGGAGGCAUGGCUGACGCGCUUCAAAUUGCUUCUGAUCUCGGGUUCUCUCUUCCUCCACAGGAUGAUGUUCAAAAUUUGGGCAAUACAACAGGAUUUAGCGAUAAAAGUGAUAGUUUGGUAAAGGUCCUGAGGGAUCUUACAUCUGUCCAACGAAAUCUGGCAAAUUUGCAAGUAGAACUUCAAGGUCGACAGGAUGAUAAUAGUGUUGCACAUCUCACCCAUGUGAGUGAAAUGGAAAAGAAAUGUCAGACACUUGCAAAGACCACUGCUAUACUGAAGGAUGUCAUUCAAAAUAAGGAUAGAAUCAUUGCUCGUCUUCAACAACCUUAUUCGAUCGAUUGCCUUCCUGUUGAGGCGGAGUAUCAGCGGCAAUUUUCAGAGUUGUUACUUAAAGCUGCGAGUGACUAUGGAGCUUUAACUACGGCAAUUGCAGAUUUCCAGUGGAGCCAAAGCUUUAAGGAUCCACCAUCAAUCUGGGCGGAAAUACUGCGACCAAUUCCAGUUGCCUUGGCUUCUUGCACACGAUACUUUGAAGCUGUUUCUGCAAUGAGAGAAUCAAUUGCUGAUCUUCAUAAGUCACGUGUUGGUUCUUCAUGUCCUGUUACACCAUUGAAAGAAGCAUCCUGGAUGUCAGAUCAAGGAGAUUCUGUAUGUGCAACUCCUCCACCUUGGAAUGCAACUUACAGUAUGGAUGAACCAAGCUCAGAUGAUGUUGUUAUUCGUAGUCGCAAGAGACUUGAACAGUUGGAAUCUUUGGGCGAAAAUACUGAUUUUGGAAUGCCAACUAAUGCUGGGCAGCCUGAUCAUGAUAGCUUGAAGCAAAGACGAUUAUCAUGGCCUCCUCAAAACAUUGCUCGUAAUAUGGCUUAAUAAUGUAGAUAUAUUGAUUUAUAUUGAUAUUUGUUCUCUGUUAAUCAUCAAGUGUCCUGAACAUGUCUGGAGUGACUUACUCUACUAUUAGUGUUGUCAGUUAAUCUAACACAGAAAAUCCAAUUUAUAGCUUAAGUUUUUUUUGUUUGGGAAUGCGCCAUCCAUUUGUGUGUUUAAAGCGUUGCUGGAUAUUGUCCAUACUUUGGCAUUGUUUUUUAAGUUAAAGGAAUUCAUUUCUCACUGUAUUGUUACUAUUGAAAUGGGACAGGUGUGAUAUAAAAAUUCUAUUUUACCAUAAUGGAACAGAGAACUUCCUAUC
Molecule: messenger RNA, 1418 nt
Organism: Cryptomeria japonica (Japanese cedar)
Lineage: Eukaryota; Viridiplantae; Streptophyta; Pinopsida; Cupressales; Cupressaceae
Product: AUGMIN subunit 2
Exons: 6
Coding region: 164-1099 (311 amino acids)
Biological process (GO): spindle assembly; microtubule nucleation; microtubule organizing center organization
Cellular component (GO): mitotic spindle microtubule
Source: RefSeq, a predicted model, not a curated record